AUGGCUUCGGAUGACGAAGGGUACCGCUGCGACGUCUGGCCCAACAUGCCAGACAACACCGAGUACGAUGGAAAGGGGUUACUCACCCUGGUACGGGCUGGCAACAGCCCUUUCAAGGAUCUGUUCGACGUAAACCUCCUCAUCCAGGAGGUAGAAAACAAUGUGGGGGCAAAAGUGACCGACAUCCAACAAUUAUACCGUGAGGUAAAUCGCAGGGCGUCCAAUUGGAAAUGUCAAACGGGCAAAACCUCGCAGCACGUCUGGCUCGAGCAGACGUAA
Messenger RNA from Dichotomopilus funicola, 279 nucleotides. RefSeq lists its product as uncharacterized. Bases 1 to 279 code for a protein of 92 amino acids. NCBI's taxonomy places the organism in Eukaryota, Fungi, Ascomycota, Sordariomycetes, Sordariales, Chaetomiaceae. The record is from RefSeq and is a predicted model, not a curated record. The transcript has 2 exons.